AACGUCCUGAGCCCAACAUGAAAAUUACAGCUCUCAGUCGCCCUCCGGCGUAUCAGCCAGGAACCGAUGUCGCAAAACUAAGUCGCAACCUUGACCCCGCCCUCCAUCCAUUCGAACGCGCCCGAGAAUAUACUCGAGCCCUAAAUGCGACCAAGCUGGAGCGCAUGUUUGCAGCGCCAUUUAUAGCAGACUUGGGACGGGGUCACGUUGAUGGCGUAUAUACUAUUGCCACAGAUCCCUUGUCUCUCCACAGAUUCGCCAGCGGCAGUGGUGAUGGAGUCGUGAAGGUGUGGGACCUGACGUCGAGAGACGAAAUAUGGAAUACAAAUGCCCAUGAAAAUAUCGUGAAGAGCCUGUGUUGGACGAAAGAUCAGAAGCUCUUGACAUGCGCUAGCGAUCGAUCUAUCAAGCUCUUCGAUCCUUAUAAUACACCAUCAGGAACGGCUCCAGUUGCAACAUGGCUUGGAACGAAUGCUUUCACGAGCUUGUCCCAUCAUCGAACGCAGAACUCCUUUGCCGCAGCGAGCGGGGUCAUCUCAAUAUAUGAUUUGGAGCGACAUACCGCCCCGCCCGAGGUUCUCAAAUGGCCAACAUCUACGGAUACGAUUACAGCCGUUUCAUUCAACCAGACCGAGACUUCGAUAUUAGCAUCGGCGGCAACUGAUAGAUCAAUCGUUCUCUAUGAUUUGAGGACAUCAAUGCCUCUGGCAAAAACGAUCUUGAAUUUUGCUUCCAAUGCAAUUUCUUGGAACCCUAUGGAGGCGUUCAACUUUGCUGUGGCCAACGAAGACCAUAAUAUAUAUAUCUUUGAUAUGCGAAAGAUGGAUAGGGCGUUAAAUGUGUUGAAAGACCACGUUGCUGCAGUAAUGGACGUACAGUUCUCCCCUACGGGCGAGGAGCUCGUAAGCGCUUCCUAUGAUCGCACAGUACGGCUCUGGAAUCGCAGCAAAGGCCAUUCGCGAGAUAUCUACCACACGAAGCGUAUGCAGCGAGUUUUUGCAGUGAGAAUGACCGGUGAUGGAAAAUAUGUCCUCAGUGGUUCGGAUGAUGGGAACGUCCGUCUUUGGAGAGCAAACGCUUCAAAGCGAGAGGGCAUUAAAUCAGCGAAGCAGCGACAGGCUCUGGAGUAUAACGAGGCCUUGUCGGAAAGAUACGCACACAUGCCGGAAAUCCGACGUAUCAAGCGCCACAGACACAUUCCCAAGGUGGUUAAGAAGGCUGGCGAAAUCAAGGCGGAAGAACUCAAGGCCCUCAAGCGAAGAGAGGAGAAUGAACGGAAACAUACGAAGAAGCAGCACAAAAAAAGGAGGAGUGAGAGAGAAAAGAUGGUUCUGGCUGCAGAAAAGUGAUUGUAUU
Messenger RNA from Amorphotheca resinae ATCC 22711, 1356 nucleotides. RefSeq lists its product as hypothetical. Gene Ontology annotation, cellular component: small-subunit processome; nucleolus. The coding region runs from base 18 to 1349 and encodes 443 amino acids. The transcript is spliced from 3 exons. Gene Ontology annotation, biological process: maturation of SSU-rRNA from tricistronic rRNA transcript (SSU-rRNA, 5.8S rRNA, LSU-rRNA). The record is from RefSeq and is a predicted model, not a curated record. Gene Ontology annotation, molecular function: protein binding. NCBI's taxonomy places the organism in Eukaryota, Fungi, Ascomycota, Leotiomycetes, Helotiales, Amorphothecaceae.